AUGGAAUAUUUGGAAAACGCGAAAUCAUUGGAACUACAAAAUGUUACGAUAAAUGCUGUAAAAGAGGUGCUUCGCGCUUUGGCAGCGAUGGAAGCAAUGUCUCUGAAGUUUAACUCCGAAGAAAAGAAUAUGCUAACAAAAACUCCUUUCCGCAAUCUGCAUAAGCUGUUCUACGGAGAUGAUUUCAUAACUUCCAUGAAAGAUCUUCGAACAUUUUGUGGAGGUAAACUCUCCGAUAAAGUCGCUAAAAUUGAAGAAGUCGUACAAGAUAUGGACCCUGAUUGGAUUGACCAGUUGGCUGAUGAAUUAGGCACCAUUUGA
Messenger RNA from Strongylus vulgaris, 321 nucleotides. The record is from the annotation of a GenBank genome assembly. Lineage: Eukaryota; Metazoa; Nematoda; Chromadorea; Rhabditida; Strongylidae.